CAGACCCCCCCACCCUCCUCCUCCACCCACACGCGUCACCGCCCCGUCCUGUUGGUGCUGUGCGCGGGUCCGUGGCUCCGCCCCUCUCCGGUUAAAGGCCCAGGCGGCGCGUGCUCCCGGUGCAGUGGACCCGGUCAUGUGUGUGGAGCAGCUGCAGGAGCCAGACCUGUAGGAGCCAGACCCGCAGAGCCCAGACCCGCAGAGCCCAGACCCGCAGGACCAGUCCGCCAUGAAGACCAUCCUGGCUGCGUACUCCGGUGUGCUGAAAGGUACCGGCUCCAGCAUCCUCUCUGCCCUGCAGGACCUGCCGGCUGCCCUUUGGCCAGGCAGAUCCAAGAUGGAGAAACAUCUGCAGGUCAUCUCCGUCCUGCAGUGGGUCUUCAGCUUCUUAGCCCUGGGGGCGGCCUGCACGGUGCUGCUGAUCUACAUGUUCUGCACUGACUGUUGGCUGAUCGCUGCCAUGUACACCGCCUGGCUCAUCAUUGACUGGAACACACCAAAAAGAGGUGGCCGGCGUUCGUCCUGGGUCAGAAGUUGGACGGUCUGGACCUACUUCAGGGACUACUUCCCCAUCAGACUCAUUAAAACCCACAACCUACUGCCCAGCCGGAACUACAUCUUCGGCUACCACCCCCACGGCAUCUUCUGUUUCGGUGCCUUCUGUAACUUUGGGACCGAGGCCACGGGAUUCUCCAAGAAAUUCCCCGGCAUCAAACCGUCUCUGGCCACGUUGGCCGGGAACUUCCGCCUCCCCGUCCUGCGAGACUACCUGAUGUCUGGAGGUAUCUGCCCCGUCAACAAGAACUCCAUCGACUACCUCCUAUCCCGUAACGGGACCGGAAACGCCGUCAUCAUCGUCGUGGGCGGGGCUGCAGAAUCCCUGGACUGUGCACCGGGCAUGAAUUCAGUCACGUUAAAGAACCGUAAAGGGUUCGUGAGGCUGGCCCUUCAGAAAGGGUCUGAUCUGGUUCCGGUUUAUUCCUUCGGGGAAAACGACGCCUACAAACAGGUGAUCUUUGAAGAGGGAACCUACUGGAGAGCUCUGCAGAAGAAGCUCCAGAAGCUUCUGGGCUUCGCUCCGUGCCUUUUCCAUGGAUGUGGCCUUUUCUUCGGUAACAGCUGGGGAAUCGUGCCUUAUGGAAAUCCAAUCACUACGAUAGUUGGAGAACCGAUCACGGUGCCAAAGAUCGAGGAUCCCACUGAGGAGACGGUAGAUUUAUACCACGCCAUGUACGUCAGGUCCCUCCAGUGCCUUUUCGACAAGUACAAGACCCGCUUCGGCCUGAAAGAAAGCGACGUCCUGUUCAUCCGGUGAAAGAACGAGGAGCUCGGCGGAGGCUCUGAACCUGGAGAACCACGGCAGCGUCUUCCCUCCCCUUCCAGGUCCAGGCUUCGUACCCGGCUUGGAUUAGCUACAGACUGCAAACUCUACUCGUGUUUGCUGAGGAAACCUUUGCUCUUACACACACAACAUUGUCGAGAAACUGCAAGUUCUGAGAGAUAACGAACAGGAUAAAUAUUUGUCGGACCAACAGACUGCUUACACUGGAGCUCCAGUCCAAAACUGUGCCUUCGCUGGUUCUUUAUUCCGAUGCUUUUUCAGUUGAAGUAUGUGGUUUGGACUGUGGUGUCGCUCGUGUCCACUAGAUGGGGCUGGAAGGUGUCAUGCUAGUGCCAAUGUUUCCUUUCGCUCAUGCAUUUCUGUAAUUCCCCCUAAGCUCUUUAAGAUAUUAUAUGCUAAACGCACAAACAAUGCAAAUGGAAGAUACCACUUUAUUACUGGGAUACGAAGCCCAAAGGUUAAUUGAACCAAAGACCUGUUUUUUUUGUUUGUUUUUUUUACCCUCAAUGUGCAAAUAUUUCUACUGUGUGAGAGCUACAAGUGGAGGAAUAUUCUGGGGUGAAUGCACCGUGCAUGUCUGCCUGUGAUUGUAUUAAUGCCAUAAAGUAUUAAUUGUAUUCUGUACAGAGGAAAAGGCCCAAGUGCUUGUUUCUUUGAUCUGAUGCACUUUUUGUACUGCUGAUUAACUGCUGAGGUAUUUGUUCUAAAAAAAACGCCUUUUGAUACGAGAUUUGUCUCCUCGGUUCGACGUCCCUUCCUCGGAUGGGUUCGGCUUGUCUCUGCAGUGAAACUACAUGAGUGUCUUGUAUCUUCCAAGUGUUUUGUAAAUUUUGAGCUGCAGUCGAGAAAGAAGAAGCUUUGUUGGUGAAAAUCCAAAUCUCUGAUGUACAGAUGAUGUGAGUGUGAAAAGGAUGGGAUUUCAGUGGGUAAAUGCCUUGAUAACAGGAUCAUGUUAUGUCUGAGGGUAUCACUCGUACUAAAUGUAACGUAUAGAAUGUGUUCGCGAUCUAUCCACGGAAUCAUUGAAAUGACAUGAGCUGAAGUGGGAGGAAAAUGAUGGGGGUCGACACAUGUCGCUGCUGUGACUUGUUGUUGAGAACGUUUUAAUCCCUGUGCAAUGAAUUUGGAAAAAAUAAACACAGUGAGACCUGUCGAUCUGUUCCAAUAUUUAAAUUAAACUUUUGUAUAUUUUCAGAAGAA
Sphaeramia orbicularis (orbiculate cardinalfish) is the source of this 2542-nucleotide messenger RNA. RefSeq names its product diacylglycerol O-acyltransferase 2 (gene dgat2). Gene Ontology annotation, biological process: triglyceride biosynthetic process. The transcript has 8 exons. The coding region runs from base 230 to 1315 and encodes 361 amino acids. The record is from RefSeq and is a predicted model, not a curated record. Gene Ontology annotation, cellular component: endoplasmic reticulum membrane. Gene Ontology annotation, molecular function: diacylglycerol O-acyltransferase activity. NCBI's taxonomy places the organism in Eukaryota, Metazoa, Chordata, Actinopteri, Kurtiformes, Apogonidae.